AUGAUUUCGCAUCUCGCGCUCCUGAUCGGCGGCGCCUCUGCGCUGCAGCUGCGACCGCGCUGCGGUCACGUGCGCUGCGCCGGCGAUUACGAGGCGAAAAAUCCGCUCAUCUCCCUCCUCGGCACGCUUCUCCCCAGCAAGGGCGGCGAGGCACAGCAGACAGCGGUGGAUGCGCUUGCGGACAUCGACUGGGAGUCGCCCAAGGCGCGCGGUCUCUCGACGGAGCAGAUGGCCGGCCGAAUCGACACCGGUCUGCGCGAGCGCGGCUGGUUUGUGACCGGCCGAGGGAUGCCGGAGCUCUUCAGCGACAGCUUUCGCUUCUCGGACCCGGACGUGCAGCUGGACGGGUACGAGCCGUACUGUCGGCAGGUCCGCCGGCUCUUCAAUCAGGAGACUUCCGCCAUGGAG
Messenger RNA from Emiliania huxleyi CCMP1516, 408 nucleotides. RefSeq lists its product as hypothetical. The transcript has a single exon. The record is from RefSeq and is a predicted model, not a curated record. NCBI's taxonomy places the organism in Eukaryota, Haptophyta, Isochrysidales, Noelaerhabdaceae. The annotation marks the transcript as partial.